UCACCCACAAUUUUGACACUUCUGCUUCUUCGUCUUCGCGUUUUUUUUUUAUUGUGACACUGCAAGAGACGUUUAUUGUGCAUUAUUUUAGUUAAAUUCGUUUUUAAGCAUAUAGUUUAAUAUUUAAUUUAUUACGAUGGCCGAAUUUCUGGAUUCCGAGGCCGAGGAAUCUGAGGAGGAGGAAGAAUUGGACGUGCACGAGCGCAAGAAACUCAAGAAGUUGAAGGCCGCGGUCUCCGACAGCAGCGAGGAGGAAGAAGAUGACGAGGAGCGGCUGCGCGAAGAGCUCAAGGAUCUAAUUGACGAUAAUCCCAUCGAGGAGGAUGACGGCAGUGGCGAUGACUCUGACACCGGUAGCGGUGGCGAUGACGAAGGCGGUGGAGGUAGCGGCAAAAAGCGUAAAAAGCAUGAAGACGAUGAUCUGGACGAUCGGCUGGAGGAUGAUGACUACGAUUUGAUUGAAGAGAAUCUGGGUGUUAAAGUCGAGAGACGGAAACGGUUCAAGCGUCUGCGUCGCAUCCAUGACAAUGAGAGCGAUGGCGAGGAGCAGCAUGUGGACGAGGGUUUGGCCCGCGAACAAAUCGCCGAGCAGCUGUUCGAUGAGAACGAUGAGAGCGUUGAGCAUCGCAGCGAGAGAAGUCCCAGAGAGGCGGAUGACUUUGGCGAGGAUGACUCGGAGUCGGAUGCAGAUGAUUUCAUUGUGGAUGACAAUGGACGUCCCAUAGCCGAGAAGAAGAAGAAGCGAAGACCCAUCUUUACAGAUGCAUCCCUGCAGGAGGGCCAGGACAUCUUCGGCGUGGACUUUGACUACGACGACUUUUCCAAGUACGAGGAGGACGAGUACGAGGAAGAUUCCGAGGGAGAUGAGUACGACGAUGAUCUGGGCGCCGGCGAAGAAUCCCGCGUCAAGAAGAAGAAGGCUCUCAAAAAGAAGGUGGCCAAGAAGACAAUCUUCGACAUUUAUGAACCCAGCGAACUGAAGCGCGGUCACUUUACCGACUUGGACAAUGAGAUUCGCCAGACAGACAUACCCGAGCGGAUGCAGCUGCGCCAGGUGCCCGUCACUCCCGUCUUUGAGGGCUCCCAUGAGCUGGAUGACGAGGCCGACUGGAUCUAUAGGUUCGCCUUCUGCAAACAGACCGUUUCCGAGCAGGAAAAGGCCGACAGUCGCGAGAAACUGCGCAAGCCACCGACGGCAGUCAACAAGAUCAAGCAGACCCUGGAGUUCAUACGCAACCAGCAGUUGGAGGUGCCCUUCAUUGCCUUCUACCGCAAAGAGUAUGUCAAGCCAGAGCUAAACAUCGACGACCUGUGGAAGAUCUACUACUACGAUGAGCGCUGGUGCCAGCUGACCGAGCGGAAGCGCAAGCUAAAAGCUCUCUUCGAGAAGAUGCGACAGUUCCAGCUGGACACGCUCUGCGCGGAUCCGGAAAAGCCACUCCCAGAUGACGUCCGCCUGAUGCCCGACAGUGACUUUGAGCGCCUGGCCGAUGUCCAGUCGAUGGAGGAGUUAAAGGACGUCCACAUGUACUUCCUCCUGAACUACUCCCAUGAGCUGCCGCGCAUGCAGGCAGAGCAGCGACGCAAGCAGCUCCAAGAGCGUCGCGAGGCCAAGGCACGUCGCCAGGCGGCGGCUGCCGAGAAUGGCGAGGAUGCGGCGGCAGCGGCGACGGCGGAGGGAGCUCCAACCAACAUACCCGAGCCGGAGAACGACGACGACGAGCAGGAGCUGGUGGACGAUCAGCUGAAGCAGGCGCCCAACAGCAGUCCCUAUGCGGUGUUCCGCAAGGCGGGCAUCUGUGGCUUUGCCAAGCACUUUGGCCUCACGCCGGAACAGUUUGCGGAGAAUUUGCGCGACAAUUACCAGCGCAAUGAGGUCACCCAGGAGAGCGUCGGUCCCACGGAGCUGGCCAAGCAGUAUCUAUCGCCGCGCUUCAUGACCGUUGACGAGGUGCUGCACGCGGCCAAGUAUGUGGUGGCCCGCCAGCUGGCCCAGGAGCCCCUGCUCCGCAAGACCAUGCGGGAAGUGUACUUCGAUAGGGCACGCCUCAACAUUCGGCCCACCAAGAACGGCAUGGUGCUAAUCGACGAGAACUCGCCGGUGUAUCCCAUGAAGUAUGUGGCCAAGAAGCCGGUGGGUGAUCUCUUUGGCGACCAGUUCAUCAAGCUGAUGAUGGCCGAGGAGGAGAAGCUGCUGGAGAUCACAUUUCUCGAGGAGUUCGAGGGCAAUGCCAGUGCCAACGGGCCGCCCGGCGACUAUGUGGAGGAGGCCAAGGCAUUGUACCACCUCGAUCAGUUCUCCAAGCAUGUCCUCGAGUGGAAUGCUCUGCGUGCCGACUGCGUGAAGCUGGCUUUGCAGAAGUGGGUCAUCCCGGACCUGAUCAAGGAGCUGCGCGCCACGCUGCAUGAAGAGGCGCAGCAGUUCGUUCUGCGCUCCUGCACGGCCAAGCUGUACAAGUGGCUCAAGGUGGCACCCUACAAGCCACAGCUGCCCGCCGACUUUAACUACGAUGAGUGGAGCACGCUGCGUGGCAUCCGGGUGCUGGCCCUGGCCUACGAUCCGGACCAGUCGGUGGCCGCCUUCUGUGCAGUAACCACCGUGGAGGGUGAUAUAUCCGACUAUCUGCGACUCCCGAACAUCCUCAAGCGCAAGAACUCUCACAAUGCCGAGGAAAAGGCCCAGAAGCUGGCCGAUCUGCGCAAGCUGAGCGACUUCAUCAAGAUGAAAAAGCCGCACAUAGUGGUGAUUGGGGCAGAGUCACGCGACGCCCAAACCAUCCAGGCGGACAUCAAGGAGAUACUCAAGGAGCUGGAGACAUCCGAGCAGUUUCCGCCCAUCGAGGUAGAGAUUAUCGACAACGAGCUGGCCAAGAUCUAUGCCAAUUCCAAGAAGGGUGAGUCCGAUUUCAAGGAGUACCCGGCUUUGCUCAAGCAGGCCGUCUCCCUGGCCCGCAAGAUGCAGGAUCCCCUCGUGGAAUACUCGCAGCUGUGCGAUGCGGAUGACGAGAUUCUCUGCCUGCGGUACCAUCCGCUGCAGGAGCGGGUGCCGCGCGAACAGCUGCUGGAGCAGCUCAGUCUGGAGUUCAUCAACCGGACCAGCGAGGUGGGCCUGGACAUCAACCUAAUGGUGCAGAAUGCCCGCACCACCAACCUGCUGCAGUACACCUGCGGCCUGGGUCCGCGCAAGGGUCAGGCGUUGCUGAAGCUGCUCAAGCAGAGCAACCAGCGGCUGGAGAACCGCACCCAGCUGGUCACCGUGUGCCACCUGGGGCCGAAGGUCUUCAUCAACUGCAGCGGCUUCAUAAAGAUCGAUACAUCCUCGCUGGGCGACAGUACUGAGGCGUAUGUGGAGGUCCUCGACGGAUCCCGUGUGCAUCCCGAGACCUACGAGUGGGCCCGCAAGAUGGCCAUCGAUGCCAUGGAGUACGAUGACGAGGAGACCAAUCCGGCCGGAGCCCUUGAAGAAAUUUUAGAGUCGCCGGAACGUCUCAAGGAUCUCGAUCUGGACGCCUUUGCCGUGGAGCUGGAGCGUCAGGGUUUUGGCAGCAAGAGCAUCACCCUGUACGACAUCCGGAACGAGCUGAGCUGCCUGUACAAGGACUAUCGCUCGGAGUAUACCAAGCCCAGUGCGGAGGAACUUUUCGACAUGCUGACCAAGGAGACGCCCGACUCCUUCUACGUGGGCAAGUGCGUGACGGCCAUGGUGACGGGCUUCACCUACCGCCGGCCGCAGGGCGAGCAGCUGGACAACGCGAAUCCCGUGCGCAUCGACACCAGCGACAGCUGGCAGUGUCCCUUCUGCCACAAGGAUGACUUCCCCGAGCUAUCGGAGGUGUGGAAUCACUUUGAUGCCAACGCCUGUCCCGGCCAGGCGUCAGGAGUGCGUGUGCGGCUGGAGAACGGCCUGCCCGGCUUUAUACACAUCAAGAAUCUGUCGGAUAAACAGGUUCGCAAUCCGGAGGAGCGCGUCCGUGUCUCCCAGAUGAUUCAUGUGCGGAUCAUUAAGAUCGACAUUGAUCGGUUUUCGGUGGACUGCUCCUCGAAGACAGCAGACCUCAAGGAUGUGAACAACGAGUGGCGGCCACGCAGGGAUGCCUUUUACGACUUUGUCACCGAGGAGCUGGACAACCGGAAGGCCAGCGAUGCGAAGGCCAAGGCGCUGAAGCGCAAGACCUACGCCCGCCGGGUUAUAGCCCAUCCCAGCUUCUUUAACAAAUCCUAUGCCGAGGUGGUGGCCAUGCUGGCGGAGGCAGACCAGGGUGAGGUGGCCAUACGACCGAGCAGCAAGUCCAAGGAUCAUCUAACCGCCACGUGGAAGGUGGCCGACCUCAUCUUCCAGCACAUUGAUGUGCGCGAGGAAGGCAAGGAGAAUGAGUACAGCCUGGGGCGCAGCCUCUGGAUUGGCACCGAGGAGUUUGAGGAUCUGGACGAGAUCAUAGCGCGACACAUCAAUCCUAUGGCAGUAGCCGCCCGGGAGCUCAUCCAGUACAAGUACUACAAGCCGAACAAGGCGCCGGCCAAUGUCAACGAGCGCGACUUUAUGGAGCAGGUGCUGCGCGACGAGAAGACGCGAGACCCCAAGAAGAUCCACUACUUCUUCACGGCAUCGUGGAGCAUGCCCGGCAAGUUCCUGCUGUCCUACUUGCCCAAGACCAAGGUGCGGCACGAGUAUGUGACGGUGAUGCCCGAGGGCUAUCGCUUCCGCGGCCAGAUCUUCGACUCGAUCAACAGUCUGCUGCGCUGGUUCAAGGAGCACUGGCUGGAUCCGACUGCCUCGCCGGCCUUCACCUCGUCGGGCUCGAAUGCCACCCCGCUGCAUGGCCUGCACAGCAUGCGUCCGCCGCCCUCGGCCUCGGCCUCCUUACUCUCCUCAUCCCAGCCGCCGUACAGCCUCAGCAGUAAUUUAAGCGGCACGCCUCGCAGUGCCAUCAGUAGCUCCGGCGGUGUGGGCAGCUCCAGCACCAGCGGCGGUGGAGGAGCUAGUGGUGCUGGUGGUGGUGGUGGUGGCGGCAGUUCCAGCGCCUACUCCGUAUCGCAUUCCAUUGUGAGCUAUGGCGCCACCACAAACGCCUCCCUGGCGGCGGCAGCUGCCUCAGCGAGUGCUGCCUCCCACUAUGGCGGCCUCUCGUCAACGCCCUCGUUUGGAGCCAUCAUCAACACUCCGUACACGCCCAGUGGCCAGACACCGUUCAUGACGCCCUACACGCCGCAUGCCUCGCAGACGCCGCGCUAUGGCCACAAUGUCCCAAGUCCCAGCUCCCAAUCCUCGUCCAGCCAGCUGCAUCACUAUGGCAGCUCUGCCACAGGCACCACGCCCAGGAGCUACUAUGACAUGGGUGGUGGUGGAGCUGGCAGCGGCAGUGGCGGUUCGAAUGCCUACAGCAUGCAGCCGCAUCACCAGCAACGUGCCAAAGAGAACCUCGACUGGCAGCUGGCCAAUGAUUCCUGGGCAAGACGCAGACCACAAUCCCAGCAGCAACAGCAGCAGCAGCAACAACAACAGCAGCAGCACCAUCAUCCGCAGCAGCAGGGAAUGGGCAUGAACAUGGGCAUGGGAAUGGGUGGCAGCGGUGGAGGUUACAACUCCACCCCUGGCAAUGAUUACCACAGCAGCAGCGGGCACAAUCGCAGCAUGGGAGUUAACCAUGGACAUGGACAUGGACACGGGCAUGGACAUGGGCAUGGGCAUGGGCAUGGGCAUGGGCAUGGGCAUGGUCAUGGGCACGGUCAUGGUCACGGGCACGGCUCGGGAGCAUUAUCCUCGAAGGUGUCUGUGCGGAGUACGCCGCGGACCAACACCUCGCCGCACUCGAUGAAUCUGGGCGAUGCCACGCCCCUCUACGACGAGAACUAACUAACGUAAAGAACACUAACAUAACUAUAUAUAGCAUGUACGGAACGAGAACAGAACCGAACAGAACAGAGAUCAGAGAACAGAACACAGAACCCUACAAUAAUAAUACACACACGCAGCUGGCGGAGAGGCAGCUGCACCCUAAUCUUAGUAAGUUGAUGUGCGUUUGGCAUUGAUCCUCAACGAUAACUAGUGUUAAGUGCAAAUCGAAACUAAUCGCGUUAUAUAUAAAUAUAUAAAAACACCUCUAUACAUAUAAUCCGAAAUUGUCAGGAGUCACGGCGACGAGUCCGAGGGAGUCAAGAGUGGAAAGUGAAAAGUCGAAACUCGGAAAUCAGAAGUCAAAAGUCAAAGGUAGAAAGCAGCUAACAGCAACAGCUGAAGCUGAACUAAAGUUUGUGACGAAGGCGAAGGACGAAAAAUAAAUUUGAAUUUUUUCUGACCAGAAACAGUA
Molecule: messenger RNA, 6308 nt
Organism: Drosophila kikkawai
Lineage: Eukaryota; Metazoa; Arthropoda; Insecta; Diptera; Drosophilidae
Gene: Spt6
Product: transcription elongation factor Spt6
Biological process (GO): nucleosome organization; transcription elongation by RNA polymerase II; transcription elongation-coupled chromatin remodeling
Cellular component (GO): transcription elongation factor complex
Molecular function (GO): DNA binding; histone binding; nucleosome binding
Source: RefSeq, a predicted model, not a curated record